AUGAGUUGAACAAAGAAACUGCCUGCUACAGUGCACUUGCGAUUGGUCUUGGAGGUUCGCACGAUUCCCCAAAUUUAAGGAAUGAACUGAAGAGAGUACGAACCAAGUCUUUUCAUUUGGCUAAACAGACUUUGGAAAUUUUAACACAGCUUUAUCAAAGGACAGAAUAUUCUUUGCCGAAAAGAAAAAAUUUGGAAAAUUUAUUUCAUGUAUUAUGUUCUUCUAUAGAAAUAUUUAUUCCACAUUUGACGAAAACGAUUUUUCUUUUGUCUGAAUUCCCAUUAAAUAACUCUUCAUGUGAUAUUGUGCUGAUCAAUACUGGGAUAACUGACCCUCUGGUAAUGAAGAAGAACUCCUCAUCAGUUAUUCAAGAUAUAUCUACAGAUGUAGAGGUUUCUCCUCAACAGGAACUUGUAUUACUUAAAAGACAAAUAAAAGAGUUUCAAUUAAUAGAGUAUGAAAUAAACCAAAAGAUUCAUUUUAAUCCAUGGGAAGAAAAAAUUCAGGAUAUAAGUUGCAGUGAAAACAAGAAGAUGAGCCAAACAACCAACAAUAUGAAUUGUAUUAACAACAAUCCACAAGUUUCAGAUCUUUCAAGUAGUAAACCUGCAUGUUUAGAGGAGAGCAGCAACAGAAGGCUUCAAGUAAAUAUGAUUCUUCAGUAUUUUAACUGCUAUUGUUGUUGUUUAACCCCGGGUUAGUCCUGGUCAAGCAGACUUUCUGAUCAAAAACAUUCUACCCAUGACUAUCUCUUAUCUUCGGUAUAGAAAUCUCAAAAGACUGAAACAAAAAUUUAGAAAUGUAGUUCUUUUUCUCUUAUAUAUGGAUAAAUGAAGGUGCGUGGCUUAGUGGUUAGGGCAUUCGGCUCACGAUCAUAAAGCACUUCCCUUCCACUAUAGCCUUGAG
Messenger RNA from Octopus bimaculoides (California two-spot octopus), 906 nucleotides. RefSeq names its product regulator of G protein signaling 9-binding protein. The record is from RefSeq and is a predicted model, not a curated record. Lineage: Eukaryota; Metazoa; Mollusca; Cephalopoda; Octopoda; Octopodidae.